GAGCUAUUGAAUAUACAGGUUUCUUUUCCAAUUUAUGAGUUGCAAGGAAUUGCAUACUCAAGUGUUAGUCUUUGUAUAACGGUGCCUUUAUACGUUAACCAGGAGACCCUAAUUAAAUAUAUAUUCUGGGAGAGCAGACCUGCAUGCAAGGAGGAUGGUUAAAGAGGGGCAUUUGCGAAAUAAAAGCUGCUGCCUUGAAAAAUUUAUGGUAAUUGAUGCGACCCAAAGACUACGGCUUCUCUUUUGAUGCUCGUUCAUAAUGAGGCAUAAAAUUCAUGUAGAGACUACUGAUAAUAUCAAAUCCCUCAUCACCAAGAACAAAUCCAAGAAAAAAGCCCGCUUUUAUUUCAACUCAGCAACAGCCAGGACAAUCAUUGCACUUCUCCAUAAGGAAUACGUCCCUUUAUUGAGUUUUUAUGAAAACUAUCAUUUACUAAAGAGACGUAAAAUGUCCAUCAUUACCGACCAAAAAGAACAACAACAGCAAUCACAGCAGCAAAUAAAAUCAUCAUUAGAGCAGUCCAAUAAACAGACUGACAGCACUGAUUCCUCUAUUUAUCAAACUGAAGGCAGCACCAAAUCUGUUCACUCAUUCCGUUUAUUAGAUACCACGAAAGAAACAGAUUCAGAUAAAGAUCUCAUCAUUCAUUCUCUCAACGAGUCACUUCACAUUCAUAAGGAGAUUUUAGAACGUAUACAAAACGAAAAAGAGCAAUAUCAAUUGAAAAUAGAAAAAGAACGAGAAAAGGAACAAGAGGAGUUUAAGAGUUGGAGACAGAAAUCCGAACAGGGACUAGAAGAACAAAACAAAAAAUGCGAGGAAUUAGAAGAGAACAUACAGCAACUGCAAAAAGAGUUGGAAUACAAGAAGGAAGAGUAUAAGAAAUUAGAAGUGAACUUUUAUUCUUAUGUUAAGCAAAUACGUGUUACCGAUGAUGAUUUAUCCACGAUUCAGCCUGAAAUAUCUCAUUUAACGAAUCAAUUGAAUAAUACAUGUAUGGGUUUGAAGUCAAAGAUGGAUCGCCAAGCAGGCACACAAUUCGUGUUUGAGCAAUACCCUGAUAAAAUAGAUGAUAUAAAGAAAUACAUGAUGCCACCACCAUCUGCCGCGACGAAAGAGGACGAGCAAUUAUUGGAAACAUCCUUUAUAACUUUCUUUGUCGAGAAGUAUCUCAUCAACAUCUUGCUGUCGAACAUCAUGGAUGUCCCUAUUCAUUUAGGGGUUUCAAUCAAUGAAGCAUUUAAAGAAUUGAAUGACUGGAUGGAGAUUCGUAAUAAAGAAUGGACAAAUCGAUUAAGACAACAAGUCUGCGCGUUAGUCGUCCAACAGCCAGGAGAGGAAGAAGAAGCCAAUAUCAAAUCAGCAAAAGACAAAUUGCUUGAAAGAAUAGUAAACGUCCUGGGGCCUGUCUAUCCUACUUUAAAACAGGAUCCAAAGAAGAUCGAAAACUUGAUUACGAGAGCAUUAAAACUGAAUUUGGCUGUCAAAGGCCAAGAGAUCAAAAUUGAACGAUUGCCCAUUGAGGAAGGUGUGACUAAGUUCGAUCCGAAAACAAUGAAAGCAACUGCGAAAGGGAAGCCAAAUGGUAUUGUAUUUCUAUCCAUUACGCCGACAUUUAUCGCACGAGAUGAAUUAGAUGAUGAACAUGGAUUUACAGUACCCGGUAAAGUUUUUUGUAUUGAAGAAGAGCAGUCAGAACAGCCAUCCGAAACAGCAACAGAAACAAAUCCUUAAGAGACAUAAGAAGUUAUUUUUAUUUAUCCUAUAUAUCAUCAACAAUAUGCAUUUCAAUAUCCUCUUCUUCUAGGAUACCUUCAACUCUGAAUAAAUUAUCAUAUAUUUAUAUAUCAUACCCUUGAAGGGC
Messenger RNA from Mycotypha africana, 1865 nucleotides. RefSeq lists its product as uncharacterized. The coding region runs from base 260 to 1735 and encodes 491 amino acids. The transcript has 2 exons. The record is from RefSeq and is a predicted model, not a curated record. Lineage: Eukaryota; Fungi; Mucoromycota; Mucoromycetes; Mucorales; Mycotyphaceae.